AUGUCCGCCAACACAGCUCAAAAUCCGACCUCGCGAAAUCAACCUGCGAGGGAGCAGCAGCAGCAGCCUGCGGCAAAGCCGAAGAAGAAGAACCGCAAUCGCAAACGCCGCAAUCGCAGGCAGUCGUUUAUUGCUUCUGAGGACUCUGGGCCAAUUGUAUCUGAGCUUUUGGGAGGACUGUCACGUACGAACCCCGAUCAGAUACAAGGACGAGCUCCGUUCUACAGAGGCCGGAAUUUGAGUAAUACUAGCUUGGAGAGUGAGGCAUUGCUGGACCAUCGUGAUCAACCUAUGAUGCGACCUCGACGUGACAGCCGCCUUAGCCAAUCUUUCCGCCCCGAAUCGUUCAAUCGAGCGGGAUCAUACUUCCCGGCUUUUGAGGGACCGAGUCCUGGUCAACAGCGCUCGAAUUUUCGAUAUCAACAAAAUCUAUACAAUCAGGGCGGGAUAGAUGAAGAUGAAGAAGGCAGACAUGCCACUGACCGGACUCCAUUGAUAACGCCAUUGCGGAACGCAAGCCCAUCAAAGCUUGGUUAUGGUACGGACUCGAGGUCACCCUAUUCAUCAUCUGCGAGACAUGGAAGGCCGUCGACGGCAUCGUCUCCUCUUGCUGCUUCUCCAGAAUAUGAUGUCAAUAAUCCUCCAUCCGUCCCGGGGAGCCCUAAAAUUGGAGUCACUGAUAUGGGCUAUGAUGAUGCUAUGGUCACCGGACUAGAAUUUCCUGCAGGCGGUCGAUCACCAGAUGUACGUCGGGGAUCUGUGGAUCUCCUUCGCGAGGCAGUCAUCAAUAUGGAGGCUGGGGGCGCUGAUAUCGCGAGAAAGGGGGACUCGAGGCCGCAUUCGCCUCCAGCAGCUUCUCCAGAGGGCCUACGGCGAAGGCGUACCAUUGCGGUCCCUGCGGAGGAAGAUGUAUGCUUCCCGUCUGAAAUUCCGGGAGACUUUCAACGUCAAACGCAUGAUUCAGAGACUGGUGAACGGCGGCGUCGGAGAAGGCGAGAGUGGCCAGAUCUUUCUGUGCUUGAGGAGUGGAGUCGAGAAGAAAAGGAAGAGCGAAGCCUUGAGUAUCGGGUGAAGAAAAUCAGUGAGCCUGUUCUGGUAGGUGGACGAUUACGACCACAAUACAUCGGGUGGCGGCGGGAGGAGGAAGAUGCGCCGUAUCGAUUUACGUAUUUUAACGAGGAAUUUCAAAGCACGAUACACGCGCAGACGAUCUCUGAGCUUGUCCAACCUGGCGGAGGCUUUAGAGAUCUUUUUAUUCCUGAUCCCCCGGAGCUGGAGGACUCUUCAGAGGAUGAUGAAGACUUGAUUUCGCUGCACGACCCUCCUUCUAACUCCAACUCCAAUUCUAACGCCAAUCAGAAUGACCAAACCAAUUUGAACAGUAGCAAUUAUCCGGCUUCCAGUACGAACAAUGAGAGCACAACCAGUCGGGGGACCAACACACCAGUCCGCGGCGCUGACGCGCGUCGAGAAAGUGGCUUCCAAUCCAGUAAUAAUAACAACAGCCGCCCCGAGACACAGAUACAGACAUCAAACCAGCAAGAGGAAAACCGAGGCUCGAAGCCCAAACGCUACGGGCCACGACCAACCUGGUGGCUUGACGUUCUAUGCCCAACAGACGCAGAAAUGCGCGUUAUAUCAAAGGCAUUCGGAAUCCAUGCCCUAACAGCAGAAGAUAUCAUGAUGCAAGAAGCACGCGAAAAAGUUGAGCUCUUCCGGAAUUACUACUUCCUGAACUAUCGUACCUUUGAGCAAGAUCCCAAUAGCGACAAUUAUCUCGAGCCUGUUAACAUGUACGUUGUCGUUUUUCGAGAGGGCUGUCUCAGUUUCCACUUUUCCCAAACACCGCAUCCAGCCAACGUCCGUCGACGAAUUCGACAAUUACGCGAUUAUCUGAUCUUGAGUUCCGACUGGAUAUCGUAUGCCCUCAUCGAUGACAUUACAGACGUCUUCGGUCCCCUCAUCCAAACAAUCGAGAACGAAGUCGAUGAAGUCGACGACACGAUCAUGGCGAUGCACAACGCCGUCGAUGACUACUCCAGCGCCAACAACAACAACGGCAGCAGCAACAAGGAAAACGGCAGAGGCGACCCCAACGACGACACUCAGUCCACAGUUUCAAUCGCACCUGGCGAAAUGCUUCGACGAGUAGGCGAAUGCCGCAAGAAGGUAAUGGGUAUGUACCGCCUGCUCAGCAACAAGGCCGACGUUAUAAAGGGGUUCGCAAAACGAUGUAACGAGCAAUGGGAAGUCGCGCCCAAGUCUGAGAUCGGGCUUUAUCUGGGCGAUAUCCAGGAUCAUAUUAUGACUAUGACGAGUAAUCUUACGCAUUAUGAAACCCUUCUCUCACGAGCACAUUCCAAUUACCUAGCCCAAAUCAACAUCCUCAUGAACGAGCGCCAGGAACGAACUGCAGACGUGCUAGGCAAAUUGACAGUCCUGGGUACCAUCGUCCUACCCAUGAACAUCAUCUGCGGUAUGUGGGGGAUGAAUGUCAAGGUGCCAGGCCAAGAGAUCGAUAAUCUAUACUGGUUCUGGUCAAUAACGGCCGGCCUCGUUUUCUUUGGUGUUGCAUCGUUUCUAAUUGCGAAGAGGGUGUAUCGGAUUGUUUAA
Messenger RNA from Talaromyces amestolkiae, 2613 nucleotides. RefSeq lists its product as uncharacterized. The transcript has 4 exons. Gene Ontology annotation, cellular component: plasma membrane. NCBI's taxonomy places the organism in Eukaryota, Fungi, Ascomycota, Eurotiomycetes, Eurotiales, Trichocomaceae. Gene Ontology annotation, biological process: magnesium ion transmembrane transport; intracellular magnesium ion homeostasis. The coding region runs from base 1 to 2613 and encodes 870 amino acids. The record is from RefSeq and is a predicted model, not a curated record. Gene Ontology annotation, molecular function: magnesium ion transmembrane transporter activity.